Molecule: messenger RNA, 12475 nt
Organism: Lepus europaeus (European hare)
Lineage: Eukaryota; Metazoa; Chordata; Mammalia; Lagomorpha; Leporidae
Gene: AKAP9
Product: A-kinase anchoring protein 9
Exons: 50
Coding region: 120-11831 (3903 amino acids)
Biological process (GO): positive regulation of peptidyl-serine phosphorylation; regulation of ventricular cardiac muscle cell membrane repolarization; maintenance of centrosome location
Cellular component (GO): Golgi stack; synaptic membrane; centrosome
Molecular function (GO): protein kinase A regulatory subunit binding; molecular adaptor activity; potassium channel regulator activity
Source: RefSeq, a predicted model, not a curated record
CGCGCCGCGCCGGGCCUGCUCGCUGGGCCGCGGAGCUCGCCGCCCCACCUCCGCCUGAACCGACCUUUCCUGUCUCCCCCAAACCCCGCCCGCUGCUCCGCCGCCUUCGCGCAGAGGCCAUGGAGGACGAGGAGCGACAGAAGAAGCUGGAGGCCGGCAAAGCGAAGCUUGCCCAGUUUCGACAAAGAAAAGCUCAGUCUGAUGGGCAGAAUCCUACCAAGAAGCAGAAAAAAAAGCGGAAGACCUUAAGCAGUAAACAGGAUGUGUCAGCGUAUGAUGGCCUGAAUGUCGACCAGACACAGAGUGAGGAGAAGCGCAUGAACAGUUGUCAGGGAGCGGGACCCACGGGGACUCCUGAAUCCACAGAGAGCCGAACUCUGCACAGUGGAGAGAUAAUCAAGGCCAAGCAGGUCUUCUCUGCUGAACCGGAGAGUGAAAUUUCAACCACAGCAGAUGAUUAUAGUUCAGAGGUAAAUGGUUGCAGUUUUGUGGUGAGAACAGGAAUGCCUACAGAUUUAUUAAGGGAAGAAGAAUUCGGUGUUGAUGAUUCUUACUCUGAGCAAGGAGCACAGUAUAGUCAGACCCACCUAGAGAUGAUGGAAAGUGAACUGACUGGGAAGCAGCAAGAGAUUGAAGAGCUAAGCAGAGAACUGGAAGAACUGAGGGCCACCUACGGGACUGAAGGACUGCAGCAGUUACAAGAAUUCGAAGCUGCCAUUAAACAAAGAGAUGGCAUCAUCACCCAGCUUACUGCCAAUUUACAGCAGGCAAGAAGAGAAAAAGAUGAGACAAUGAGAGAAUUUUUAGAGUUGACAGAACAAAGCCAAAAAUUACAGAUUCAAUUCCAGCAUUUACAGGCCAGUGAAACUCUGAGAAAUAGCACUCACAGUAGCACGGCUGCAGAUCUAUUACAAGCCAAACAACAGAUCCUCACUCAUCAACAGCAGCUGGAAGAACAAGAUCACCUAUUAGAAGAUUAUCAGAAAAAGAAAGAAGACUUCAAAAUGCAGAUUAGUUUCUUGCAAGAGAAAAUUAAAGUGUAUGAAAUGGAGCAAGAUAAAAAAGUAGAAAAUUCAAAUAAAGAAGAAAUACAAGAAAAGGAGGCAAUCAUUGAAGAAUUAAAUACAAAAAUAGUAGAAGAAGAAAAAAAAACUCUUGAGCUAAUGGAUAAAGUAACAGUUUCUGAUAAAUUAUUAGGAGACUUACAAGAACAGAUUACACAAAAGAACCAAGAGAUUAAAAAUAUGAAAUUAGAGCUGACCAGUUCUAAGCAAAAAGAAAGACAGUGUUCUGAGGAAAUAAAACAGUUGAUGGGGACAGUUGAAGAACUUCAGAAGAGAAAUCACAAAGAUAAUCAAUUCGAAGUUGAUAUAGUACAAAGAAUGGAACAAGAUACACAAAGAAAGUUGGAACAACUUCGGGCAGAGUUGGAUGAGAUGUAUGGGCAGCAGAUAGUGCAUAUGAAACAAGAAUUAAUAAAACAACACAUGUCACAAAUAGAAGAACUUAAAACACGACAUAAAGGAGAAGUGGAGAGUGCUUUGAAAUCAUAUCCACAUACUACGGUUAAUGAAGAUCAAGUAAAGUUAAUGAAUAUGGCAAUGAAUGAAUUAAACAUAAAGCUGCAAGACACUAACUCUCAAAAGGAGAAACUCAAGGAGGAACUAGGAGUAAUUUCAGGAGAGAAGUCUGCCCUACAGAGACAGCUUGAAGACCUUUUUGAAGAAUUGAGCUUUUUAAGGGACCAGGUUCAGAGAGCUAGACAGACAAUAUCUGAACAAGAAAGUAAACUGAAUGAAGCCUACAGGUCCCUUGGUACAGUGGAAGAUUUGAAAGCUCAGAUUGUUUCUGCAUCUGAAUCCAGGAAGGAACUAGAAUUAAAACAUGAGGCAGAAGUGACAAAUUACAGGAUCAAACUGGAGAUGUUGGAAAAAGAGAAGAAUGCUGUGCUAGACAGAAUGGCUGAGUCACAAGAAGCCGAACUAGAGAGACUUAGAACACAACUUCUGUUUAGUCAUGAAGAGGAACUUUGCAAGCUGAAGGAAGAUUUAGAAAUUGAACACCGCAUAAACACUGAAAAGCUUAAGGAAAACUUGGGCAUUCACUAUAAACAGCAGAUAGAUGGCUUACAGAAUGAAAUGAGUCAAAAGAUAGAGACCAUGCAGUUUGAAAAAGAUAACUUGAUAACUAAGCAGAAUCAGUUGAUUUUGGAAAUUUCAAAACUAAAAGAUGUACAGCAGUCCCUUGUGAAUUCAAAAUCUGAAGAAAUGACCCUUCAAAUCAGUGAACUUCAAAAAGAAAUUGAAAUACUCAGACAAGAAGAAAAGGAAAAAGGUACACUUGAACAAGAAGUUCAAGAAUUACAGCUUAAAACUGAAUUACUGGAAAAACAAAUGAAGGAAAAAGAGGAUGACCUUCAAGAAAAGUGUGCACACUUAGAAGCAGAGAAUAGCAUUCUUAAAGAUGAAAAAAAGACCCUGGAAGACAUGUUGAAAAUACGUACUUCUGUUAAUGAAGGAGAAAGAGUGAUUGUCGUGGAUCCCGUUGAGUCCAAAUCCAAAGACAGUAGCUGGCAAAACGAAAUAGAAAUACUUACAAAGCAAAAUGAGGAUCUCAAGCAAAAAUGUAUUCAGCUAAAUGAAGAGAUCGAAAGGCAAAGAAAUACAUUUUCAUUUGCUGAAAAAAACUUUGAAGUUAACUAUCAAGAAUUACAAGAAGAGUAUGCUUGCCUUCUCAAAGUAAAAGAUGAUUUGGAAGACAGUAAAAAUAAGCAAGAAUUAGAGUAUAAGAGUAAGCUUAAAGCACUUAAUGAAGAACUUCAUUUGCAAAGAAUAAAUUUACCUACUGUGAAAAUGAAAACCUCAGUUUCUGAUGAUGAGAAAACUUUGGUAACAGAGCCAUUGGAAAUUGGUGAGGUUGUUGAGAAAGAUACAACAGAACUGAUGGAAAAACUUGAGAUAACCAAGCGAGAAAAAUUAGAACUCUCAGAGAGACUGUCGGAUCUUUCUGAACAAUUAAAGCAGAAACAUGCUGAGAUUAGUUUUUUGAGUGAAGAAGUUCAAUCUUUAAAGCAGGAGAAAGAGCAGUUUUUAUUGAGGUGUAGAGAGCUUGAAAUCAUAAUUAACCAUAAUAGGACAGAAAACACACAUGUGGAUGAUGUUCCAUUAAGUUCUUUAAAAGACGGAGUUGUGACUGUGACAAGCAGGGAUUCUGGAGCAUCGGUUUCUCAGAUAAAUCAAUGUUCUGGUGAAGAAUCAAAGCUAAUGGUGGAAGACAAAAUUCCUUUUGCAAAUCUGACUCUUAGAAAAGAAAGCGAGCCAGAACGGUUGUUUUUGGAUCACUUGCCAUUGGUGACAAAUGAACCAUCAUUUGGGGCAAGUGAAUCAAGUGAAAGUGGUAAACUUCAGCAGGAACUCCGUGUACUUAAAUCAGAACAGAAUGAUUUAAGGCUACAGAUGGAAGCCCAACGCAUAUGCCUCUCCCUGGUUUAUUCAACUCAUGUGGAUCAGGUUCGUGAAUACAUGGAAAAUGAAAAAGAUGAAGCUCUUUGCAGGCUUAAAGAGGAGCUUAUUUCUGCUCAAGAGGAAAAGAUCAAGGAACUUCAGAAAAUACACCAGUUAGAGCUACAAAAUACAAAAACAAAAGAAGCAGGUGAUGAAGCAAAGCCUUUACAGGUGCUCAUUGGAAAACUUCAAAAGGCAGUAUCUGAGGAAUGUUCCUGUAUUUCACAGACUUUAUGCAGUGUCCUUGGUGAAUAUUAUACUCCUACUUUAAAAUGUGAAAAAAAUGUAGAAGAGAGAGAGAAUUCUACUGUUUUCACUUCUGAAAAUCAAGAAUCAGAAUUACAAGAUUACAGAUACAAAGUUCAAGACUUUCAAGAAAACAUGCAAACUCUUCUCAAUAAAAUAACAGAAGAAUACAACAAACUCUUACUACUUCAGACACGAUUAAGCAAGGGACAGCCAGUAGAUGGCAUGAAACUUGAAUUUGCAGGAGAAAGCCUAUCAAAAGAGGAGACAGAGUUAUUGUCAGUUCACUCUCAGAGGACCAAUUUGCAUGACAUUGAUAUCAAUCAUAAAAGCAAGUUACCUUCUUGGGAAGAUACUGAAAAGAUGAAACAACUUGAAGAACAAGUUAAAGAAUUAGAACACCUGGUAUCCUCUUUGCAGCAACAGUUGAAAGAAACUGCCGGAAGCUCUGGGACAGAAGUCCCCUGUUUGCAAGAGAGGCUUCACCCUGUUCAUGAAAGCCCACUUCAGCCAAGUUUCUCCAUUGAUUCAAUGGUGAUUACAGAGUCUGAUGGACAGAGAACAGUAUAUCCUGGAAGUUGUCGUGAAGACAGUAUUGAUGGUGCAAUAGAGUUUUCUGGUGAAUCUGGAGUGAAAGCAGAAACAAAUAUGGUUAAGAUACUGGAAAAACAGUACCAAGAACGAUUAGAAGAAGAAGUUGCUAAGGUCAUUGUGUCAAUGAGUAUAGCAUUUGCUCAACAAACUGAAUUGUCUAGAAUAUCUGAGGGAAAAGAAAAUGCUGCAUCAUCAAAGCAAACACAUACUCUCUGCCAGCAAGAACAGCAUUUUAAUGAAAUGAAAUUACCAAAGGGUCAAGCUGAUCUUCAGAGUUUUGAGGGAACGGAGAUGAAAUUUAAAGAAGAAUUUAAACCACUUAGUAAAGAGUUAGGAGAAGAUGAAGCAGAAGUUCUGUUAUCAAAUAAUGAUGACCUUGCUCGUAUACUAGAAUCAAAGGACCGUGAACUGACUAUUUCAGAAGAAAUGUUCUCCAAAGAUAGGACAUUUAUAGUCAGAGAAUCUAUUCAUGAUGAAAUUUUGGUAUCAAACAUGGAGGCUUCUAGACAGCUAAUGUUGAAUGAAGAACAGUUGGAAGAUAUGAGACAAGAACUUGUACGACAGUACCAAGAACAUCAGCAGGCAAUGGAGCUGUUAAGGCAGGCACACAUGCGACAGUUGGAGAGGCAGCGGGAAGACCAGGAACAGCUUCAGGAGGAAAUUAAGAGACUUAACAGACAGUUAUCCCAGAGAUCCUCAAUAGAUAAUGAAAACCUGGUUUCAGAGAGAGAGAGGGUGCUUUUAGAGGAGCUGGAAGCGCUAAAGCAGCUGUCUUUAGCUGGAAGAGAGAAGCUGUGCUGUGAGCUGCGCAGCUGCAGUACGCAAACACAGAAUGGAAAUGAAAACCAUGGGGAAGUUGAGGAGCAGACAUUUAAAGAAAAGGAAUUGGACAGAAAACCUGAAGAUGUUCCUGCUGAUAUUCUGUCCAAUGAAAGGUAUGCACUCCAGAAAGCUAAUAAUAGACUUCUCAAGAUCCUCUUGGAAGUUGUAAAGACAACAGCAGCUGUUGAAGAAACUAUUGGCCGCCACGUCCUUGGCAUCCUGGACAGAUCUAGUAAGGUACAGCCAUCAGGCAGCCUGAUCUGGAGGUCAGAAGCAGAGGCAUCUGGGAAGUCCUGUGUCCAUGAGGAACACAUAAGAGUUACAGAUGAAUCCAUACCCUCUUAUUCUGGAAGUGAUGUGCCAAGAAGUGACAGUAGCAUGUGGUCAAAAGUAACUGAGGAAGGAACAGAGCUGUCACAGCGGCUUGUGAGGUCUGGUUUUGCUGGGUCUGAAAUAGAUCCUGAAAAUGAAGAACUGAUGCUGAACAUUAGUUCUCGACUCCAGGCAGCAGUUGAAAAACUCCUGGAAGCCAUAAGUGAAACUAGUAGUCAGCUUGAACAUGCAAAAGUUACCCAGACAGAGUUGAUGCGUGAAUCAUUCAGACAGAAACAGGAAGCAACAGAGUCCCUUAAGUGCCAAGAAGAGCUGCGAGAACGGCUUCAUGAGGAGGCCCGGGCCAGAGAACAGCUGGCCGUGGAGCUCAGCAAGGCCGAGGGUGUCAUCGAUGGCUAUGCAGACGAAAAGACAAUAUUCGAGAAGCAAAUUCAGGAAAAAACCGAUAUAAUAGACCGUCUUGAGCAGGAGCUGCUGUGUGCAGGUAGUAGACUGCAAGAGCUAGAAGCGGAGCGACAGCAGAUUCAGGAUGAGAGGGAAUUACUGUCCAGACAGAAGGAGGCCAUGAAAGCAGACGCAGGCCCAGUUGAACAACAGUUUCUACAAGAGACAGAAAAAUUAAUGAAGGAAAAACUAGAAGUACAGUGUCAAGCCGAAAAAGUACGUGAUGACCUUCAGAAACAAGUGAAAGCUCUAGAAAUAGAUGUCGAGGAACAAGUCUGUAGGUUUAUAGAGCUGGAACAAGAAAAAAAUGCUGAGCUAAUGGAUUUAAGACAACAAAACCAAGCCCUGGAAAAACAGUUAGAAAAAAUGAGAAAAUUUUUAGAUGAGCAGGCCAUUGAUAGAGAACAUGAGAGAGAUGUAUUCCAACAGGAGAUACAAAAGCUAGAACAGCAACUUAAGCUUGUUCCUCGUUUCCAGCCAAUCAGUGAACAUCAAACUAGAGAGGUUGAACAAUUAACAAAUCAUCUGAAGGAAAAAACAGACAAGUGCAGUGAACUUUUGUUGUCUAAAGAGCAGCUACAAAGGGAUGUACAGGAACGGAAUGAAGAAAUUGAGAAACUAGAGUGCAGAGUAAGGGAACUGGAGCAAGCCUUGCUUAUCAGUGCAGACACUUUCCAAAAGGUGGAGGACCGAAAACAGUUUGGAGCUGUAGAAACUAAAGCAGAAUUGUCCUUAGAAGUACAGUUGCAGGCUGAGCGAGAUGCCAUAGACAGAAAGGAGAAAGAGAUCACAAACUUAGAAGAACAAUUAGAGCAGUUUAGAGAAGAGCUGGAAAAUAAGAAUGAAGAAGUCCAGCAGCUACAUAUGCAGCUAGAGAUACAGAAAAAGGAAUCCACUACCCGCCUGCAAGAACUUGAACAAGAAAACAAAUUAUUUAAGGAUGAAAUGGAGAAACUGGGAUUUGCCAUAAAGGAAUCUGAUGCUGUAUCUCCUCAGGACCAACAGGUGCUGUUUGGAAAAUUUGCUCAAAUAAUACAGGAAAAAGAGGUGGAAAUUGACCGAUUAAAUGAGCAAAUUAUAAAACUUCAACAGCAACUUAAAAUUACAACAGAUAACAAGGUCAUUGAAGAAAAAAAUGAACUGAUAAGGGAUCUUGAAGCCCAGAUAGAAUGUUUGAUGAGUGAUCAAGAACGUGUGAAGAAAAAUAGAGAAGAAGAAAUAGAGCAGCUCAAUGAAGUGAUUGAAAAGCUUCAACAGGAAUUGGCAAAUAUUGACCAGAAGACCUCCGUGGACCUCAGUUCCCUACCAGAGGAAGCAGACAGCUUGAAGCAUCAGUUGGAUAAGGUGAUCGCAGAAAAGCUGGCCUUGGAGCACCAAGUCGAAACCACCAAUGAAGAAAUGGCUGUCACGAAAAAUGUACUUGAACAAACCAAUUUUAAAAUGAAUCAGCUAACCCAAGAAUUAUGCAGCUUAAAGAGAGAACGUGAAAAUAUGGAGAGAAUCCAGAGUGUACCAGAGAAAAGUGUUAACAUGAGUGUGGGUGAUCUGAGCAAAGACAAACCUGAGCUGGACCUAAUCCCUGCUGAGGAUGCUUUAGCACAGCUAGAAACUCAGACUCACCUCAGAUCUUUAGAAGAAAACAGCAAAGUUUCCUUGAGUAGUUUGGAAACAAAGUUGCUUCAGUUGGAGAGCACUGUUAGCACAAAGGACUUGGAACUUAUCCAGUGUUAUAAACAAAUACAAGACAUGCGAGAGCAAGGCCAAUCUGAAACAGAGAUGCUGCAAAAGAAGAUUGUAAGCCUACAGAAAGUCCUUGAGGAAAAGGUGGCUGCUGCUCUUGUGAGUCAAGUUCAGCUUGAGGCAGUUCAGGAGUAUGUGAAGCUCUGUGGAGAUAAACCAGCAGUUUCCUCAGACCCCACAAGGACAGAGGUACCCAGUUUAAGUCAACUGGCAGGAAACACCAUGGAGCCCGAUGUACCCGCGCUAACCUUGAGAAUCUCAGAGUUAGAAAGCCAGCUGGUGGAAAUGCAUUCUAGUUUGAGUUUAGAGAAAGAGCAAGUAGAAAUCGCAGAGAAAAAUGCUUUGGAAAAAGAAAAGAAACUGCAAGAGCUACAGAAGCUUUUGGAGGACAGUGAGGCAAAGCAGAGAGAGAGAGAAAGGAGAAGCAGCCUUCAUGGAGAUCUUGGAGUUCUCGAGUCAACUAAGAGUGAAGAAAGUGGAGUUUUUGGAGAACUUGAGGCUCUUAGAGCUGAGUCAGCAGCUACCAAAGAAGAACUUGCCAAUUACAAAGAAUUGGCAGAAAAACUUCAAGAAGAGCUUUUGGUGAAAGAAACAAAUAUGGAAUUUCUUCAAAAAGAGUUAAGCCACGUUAGGGAUCAGCUCACCGAGGCAGAAGACAAAUUAUCCCACUUCUCAGAAAAAGAAGAUAAGACUGAGGUACAAGAAAACGGGACGAUCUGCAUACUAGAGCCAUGUCCUGGUAAAAUAGGUGAAAGCUUUGCCUCCCAGACAGAAGGGGCUGUCCAAGUGAACAGCCACACCCAGACUCCACAGAUUCCUGUUAGAAGUGUGGGAAUCCAAACCGAUUUGCAGAGUGACGGUUCUUCCGAAGAAGUCACUGAAAUAAUCAGUCAGUUUACUGAAAAAAUUGAGCAGAUGCGAGAGCUACAUGCUGCUGAAAUUUUGGAUAUGGAGUCCAGACAUAUUUCAGAAACAGAAACUUUGAAGAGGGAACACUGCAUUGCUGUUCAGUUACUGACAGAGGAGUGUGCUACCUUGAAGUCGCUGAUACAGGGUCUGAGAAUGCCAGAGGGUUCCUCAGUUCCUGAAUUAACACAUUCUAAUGCUUACCAAACUAGAGAAGUAGGUUCCAGUGAUUCUGGAUCAGACUGGGGUCAGGGCAUUUAUCUUACACAGAGUCAGGGAUUUGACACAGCAUCAGAAGGCCGCGGAGAAGAAGGUGAAAGUUCCACAGAUUCAUUUCCAAAGAAAAUAAAGGGAUUACUGAGAGCUGUCCACAACGAGGGCAUGCAGGUGCUUUCUCUCACUGAGAGUCCCUAUGGCGAUGGAGAGGACUAUACUGGUCAUCAGCUUUCAGAAUCGUGGCUGGAAGAGAGAAGAGCUUACCUCAGUACAAUCUCAUCUCUCAAGGAUUUCAUUACCAAAAUGCAAGUGCAAAGAGAGGCGGAGGUUUAUGACAGUUCUCAAUCUCAUGAGAACAUCUCAGACUGGCGAGGUGAACUUCUACUUGCCCUUCAACAAGUUUUUCUAAGGGAACGCAGUGUAUUACUAGCUGCAUUUAAGACCGAGCUGACAGCUUUAGGUACUAGAGAUGCAGCUGGAUUAUUAAACCGUUUGGAACAGCGAAUACAAGAACAGAGUAUUGAAUAUCAAACAGCUAUGGAAUGUCUACAGAAAGCCGACAGAAGGAGCUUGUUGUCUGAAAUUCAAGCAUUGCAUGCUCAGAUGAAUGGUAGGAAAAUGAUUCUGAAAAGAGAACAAGAAAGCAAUAAACCAAGCCAAGAGCUCCUGGAGCACAACAUGCAGCAGAAGCAGGCUCAGAUGCUGGAGAUGCAGGUGGAGCUCAGCAGCAUGAAAGACCGGGCCGCAGAGCUGCAGGAGCAGCUGAGUUCUGAAAAGCUGCUGGUGGCUGAGCUCAAGAGUGAACUUGCGCAGACUAAACUGGAACUCGAGACCACACUCAAGGCGCAGCAUAAGCACCUCAAGGAGCUGGAGGCUUUCAGGUUGGAAGUUAAAGAUAAGACAGACGAAGUACAUUCACUUAAUGACACAUUAGCAAGUGAGCAGAAGAAAUCAAGAGAGCUCCAGUGGGCUUUGGAGAAAGAGAAAGCCAAAGUGGGACGCAGUGAAGAACGGGAUAAAGAAGAACUGGAGGAUCUGAAAUUUUCACUUGAGGAUCAGAAACAAAGGAAUGUUCACCUAAAUCUACUUUUGGAACAACAGAAACAACUACUAAAUGAAUCACAGCAGAAAAUAGAAUCACAAAGAAUGCUGUAUGAUGCCCAGUUAUCAGAAGAACAAGGUCGAAACUUAGAGCUUCAGGUGCUUCUUGAGUCGGAGAAGGUCCGGGUUCGGGAGAUGAGUAGCACCCUGGGUAGGGAACGGGAGCUACGUGCCCAGCUGCAGAGCACUGAUGAUAGCGGGCAGCCUCGGCCGCCCCCGCCCUCUGAGGACCUGCUGAAGGAGCUGCAGAAACAGUUAGAGGAAAAACACAGUCGCAUAGUAGAGCUGCUAAAUGAAACUGAGAAAUAUAAACUGGAUUCUUUGCAAGCGAGACAGCAGAUGGAAAAAGAUAGGCAGGUUCACAGGAAGACAUUGCAGACGGAACAAGAGGCCAACACUGAGGGGCAGAAGAAAAUGCGAGAGCUCCAGUCCAAAGUGGAAGAUCUGCAGCGCCAGCUGGAGGAGAAAAGGCAGCAAGUUUAUAAGUUGGACCUCGAAGGAAAGCGACUGCAAGGGAUUAUGCAGGAAUUCCAGAAGCAAGAACUAGAACGAGAAGAGAAACGAGAAAGUAGAAGAAUUCUGUAUCAGAAUCUUAAUGAGCCACCUACUUGGAGUUUAACCAAUGAUCGAACUAGAAAUUGGGUUCUUCAGCAGAAAAUGGAAGGCGAGACAAAGGAAUCAAGCUGUCCUAAACUGAUUGAAAUGAAUGGAGGUGGAACUGACUGUGACCCCGAAAUAGAAAUGAUCAGACAAAAGCUUCAGCAUGUGGCUUCAAAACUACAGCAUCUAUCCCAGAAAGCCUGUAAUAGACUACAGUUUGAAACAGCAGAUGAUGAGGAUUUCAUUUGGGUUCAGGAAAAUAUUGAUGGGAUUAUUUUACAGCUGCAGAAAUGGACUGGCCAGCUGCGUGAAGAGCCUAGCAUAGUGUCCCCAAGUACUCCUUGUGGCUCACUGACUGAGAGACUACUGAGACAAAACGCUGAGCUGACAGGCCACAUCAGCCAACUCACCGACGAAAAGAAUGACUUGAGGAACAUGGUUAUGAAGCUGGAAGAGCAGACCAGGUGGUAUCGGCAGACGGGAGCCGGCAGAGACUAUUCUUCUAGGUUUGCAUUCAAUGGUGGUGCCAGCAUUGAAGCCAUCAUUGCUUCUGAAAAAGAAGUGUGGAGCAGGGAAAAGUCAGCUCUCCAGAAAUCCCUGAAGAGGGCAGAAGCUGAAGUGUGCAAACUGAAAGCCGAGCUGAGGAAUGACGCUGUGCUGCAGCACCUGAGCCCUGAUUCUGAAAACGUUGCCUUAAAGAGAAUUUAUGGCAGAUACCUGAGGGCAGAGAGUUUCCGAAAAGCACUCAUUUAUCAGAAGAAAUACCUGUUGCUGUUACUGGGCGGGUUCCAGGAGUGUGAAGAUGCCACCCUCGCCCUGCUCGCCCGCAUGGGGGGGCAGCCAGCCUUCACGGACCUGGAGGUGAUCACCAACCGGCCCAGGGGCUUCACCCGCUUCCGUGCGGCCGUAAGAGUAUCCGUUGCGAUUUCAAGAAUGAAGUUUUUGGUUCGACGAUGGCAUCGAGUCACAGGUUCCGGUUCCAUCAAUAUUAACAGGGAUGGCUUUGGACUGAAUCCAGGUGCUGAAAAGACAGACUCACUUUAUCAUUCUUCUGGUGGGCUGGAGCUAUACGGAGAACCAAGACACACAACCUACCGUUCUAGAUCAGAUCUGGACUAUCCUCGGUCACCUUUGCCGUUUCAAAACAGGUAUCCAGGCACCCCAGCUGAUUUCAACCCAGGUUCCCUAGCAUGUUCUCAGCUUCAGAACUAUGAUCCCGACAGGGCCCUAACAGAUUACAUCACUCGGCUUGAGGCGCUGCAGAGACGGCUGGGAACCGUACAGUCAGGUUCCACUCCUCAAUUUCAUGCUGGCAUGAGAAGAUAAUCCUUUGAAACAUCAUUAACUGAAGUGAUUUUAAGCAAGCUCCCUUUUGUAAAUCAAUGGUUCUUUUGUGCUUUUGUAUUGUGAAUAUUCACUGGGACCAGUAGGCACACAGCUUAUGAUUGUAUACAAAUCCCUUGCCAGCACAUGAAAGCAAACUGGAAUUUGUAUAUAUACGCAUUGUGUAUGUAUCCAUGCACAAUCAUCAAAUUACCUGUAUAUUUGUGGAAUGCUAAUUUAAAUGAUUAAAUUAUGAACCUUGUGUAUUUCUUGGGUGGGUGAGAUUAAACUUUUGCGCAUUAUGAUGCUGCUGAACGUGUAGCUUGCAGUGCCCUGCACUUUUCUCCCAAGGCCACUGAAGUUACAUGUUUCUGCCUAAUAUAUUUGCUACUGGUGAUGAAGACAGAUACUGUCACUUGUAGAGCCCUAUUUUUGUAUAAUGGUAGAAGUUUUGAAUUUUAUGGGGUAUUUUGUCAAGUACUGAAAUAAAAAUGACUUCACCAUUUUCACCACACUGUUUGAACCUCUUCAUUUCUGUAUGAGCUGUAGUUCUUGGUACCGGUCUCAUUACUUAUGUCACAUAUGUAGGACUUAUGGGUUUGGAGAAAGAGUUGUGCUAAUCUUGAAAGUGCAUACUGCUGAGGGCC